AUGUCGACCUCCAUGGCAGACGAAGACAUGUGGCGACCUCCUGUCAGUCGCUUGAUGCGCACGCUUGAUCCAUCCUUCUUCCACAAGACCAUCGAGCUCAAGGCAGCUCGAGUCUUCGACAACAACAACAUCGCCAAAUGCAGGACAGCGCUUGAGCGCAGCAAGGAUGUACUGGCUCAGCAAAGAAUAGCCAGCGUACAUCCGGAUCCAGACGCUGAACUUGCAAGGGCCGGGAAGAAGUGCAUCCUGCUGAGGCCUGAGGUGAGAACAGCGCCGGCCGAUACGAAUAGUCCCCAGCUCAACGGCGCGAGCAACUCAUCGCCGCAUUCCGCCACCGUUGCAGAGCUCAUCAAAGAAGAGCUGGUCUCCGUAGUGCCCUUCUCCUUACGUCUUGAUUACAACUACUGGUCAUAUCACGAUAUCAUGUCUGCCAUUCUGCCCGAAGACGAACAAGGUGAGAUCCCUUCCGGAUUCUCGCAAGUCGGCCAUGUGGCACAUCUCAAUCUGCGCGACGAGUACAUCAAGUACAAGCAGCUCAUAGCAGAAGUCUUGAUGGACAAGAACCCUGGAGUACGGACUGUGAUCAACAAAAUCGACGAUGUCGGCGAGGAGAGCGAAUACCGCACGUUCAAAUAUGAACUGCUGGCCGGACCCGACGACAUGAACGUCACUAUGUCGGAAGAGAAUUGCAUCUUCAAGUUCGACUACAGCAAGGUGUACUGGAAUAGCAGACUCAACACGGAGCAUCGUCGCCUUGUGGCCAUCUUCCAGGAAGGCCAGGCAGUGUGCGAUGUCAUGGCUGGCAUCGGUCCUUUCGCAGUACCGGCCGGAAGGAAGAAGAUUUUUGUGUGGGCAAACGAUCUCAACCCGGACAGCUAUGACAGCUUGCAACACGCCAUCACUCGCAACAAAGUCCAGGACUAUGUCCGACCGUUCAACGAGGAUGGAAAGACCUUCAUACGAACUGCUGUAGCGGAGCUGGCGAAGACGGAGCGAAGUGUCAAUAUCAUCAAAAAGGCAUCUAAGAAAGAGCCAGGCGCCAAAGACGAAAUCUUGCGCACUCUUCAGCAACCACGAGUGUUUGACCACUUUGUGAUGAAUCUACCUGCUACAGCGAUCACCUUCCUACCGAGCUUCCUUGGGGUAUUCCACUCCGAUGUGCGUCGACACUUACCGGAAACCUUUCCCAUGCCGCUAAUUCACGUCUACUGUUUCAACACCAAGAGCGAUGACAACGUGGAAGAAGGCAUCAAGAUCUGCCAAGAGAUCAGCCAGCAGUUGCAGCAUGAAGUCAAGCCGGGACGAAUAGAAGAUGGUGGUGUUGAGAUUUACGAUGUGAGGGACGUUGCACCGAAGAAGAGGAUGUUCUGUGCCAGUUUCCGCCUACCUCAGGAAGUUGCGUUCAAGAGCGAGCCUUGA
Messenger RNA from Fulvia fulva, 1419 nucleotides. Its product is annotated as tRNA (guanine(37)-N1)-methyltransferase. Bases 1 to 1419 code for a protein of 472 amino acids. Lineage: Eukaryota; Fungi; Ascomycota; Dothideomycetes; Mycosphaerellales; Mycosphaerellaceae. The record is from RefSeq and is a predicted model, not a curated record. Gene Ontology annotation, cellular component: cytoplasm; mitochondrial matrix. The transcript has a single exon. Gene Ontology annotation, biological process: mitochondrial tRNA methylation; tRNA N1-guanine methylation.